This is a messenger RNA of Geosmithia morbida, 2505 nucleotides long. RefSeq names its product DNA excision repair protein ERCC-3. The transcript has a single exon. The coding region runs from base 1 to 2505 and encodes 834 amino acids. The record is from RefSeq and is a predicted model, not a curated record. Gene Ontology annotation, cellular component: nucleotide-excision repair factor 3 complex; transcription preinitiation complex; transcription factor TFIIH holo complex. Gene Ontology annotation, biological process: nucleotide-excision repair; transcription initiation at RNA polymerase II promoter. Lineage: Eukaryota; Fungi; Ascomycota; Sordariomycetes; Hypocreales; Bionectriaceae. Gene Ontology annotation, molecular function: hydrolase activity; 3'-5' DNA helicase activity; ATP binding.
AUGCCGCCGAAGAGAAAAGCAGAGGAGGCCAUCAAGGGUGAUGCUAAGGCUGGGAGGUCCUCGCGCGUGUCGACGCCGGGAGCUGUCACGCCUCGCAGCGUUGAGGGCGGCGAUCCCCCCGAGGAGGAUGACGGCCCUGUGGACGAGGUGCUCGAGCGCGACAUUGACAAGAAUAUCGACCAGUUCUCCCUGGAGCGUUACCAAAAGAAACACCACGUGCGGGAGCCGCUCCCUCACAUCUUUGGCGCCAACGACUUCUCGUACCUCGACCUGAAGAAGGACCACCACAACCGACCGCUGUGGAUCGACCCGCAGAAGGGGAGGAUCAUCCUCGAGAGCUUCAACCCGCUGGCCGAGCAGGCCCAGGACUUCCUGAUCACCAUCGCCGAACCGCUGUCCCGCCCGACCUUCAUGCACGAGUACGCCCUGACGACGCACAGCCUGUACGCGGCCGUGUCGGUCGGCCUCUCGCCGAACGAUAUCAUCAACACGCUCGAUCGAUUCCUCAAGACACCGCUGCCAGAAGAGAUCAGAGCCUUCAUCACGGGGUGCACAAAGAGCUAUGGGAAGGUGAAGCUGGUGCUCAAGAACACAAAGUACUAUGUCGAGAGCCCGGACCCCGAGAUGCUCCAGAUGCUGCUCAAGAACCCCAAGAUCGGACCUCUGCGCGUCCAGGGCACGGAGGAAAUCACAACGUCAGCCGCACCUAAGAUCGGCGGGCUCGUCAUCCCGGGAACCGGAAAUGCCGCCGGUGUUAAGCAGGCCAGCGGACUCCAGCAAGGGGAGCAGCAGGGUAAGGGUCAGGGACAGGACGGCCAGCCCGCAAACGAGGGCAACGUGUUCUCCGCCCUCAACGAGGAGGACGAUGACGAUCAGGAGGUGACGCACUCCUUCGAGAUUGCCGACAAGGAUGUCGAGACGGUGCAGAAGGAAUGCCUGAACCUCGGGUACCCGGUGCUCGAGGAGUACGACUUCCGCAGAGAUGAGGUCAACGCCAACCUGGAGAUCGACCUCAAGCCUGGCACGCAGAUCCGCCCGUACCAGGAGAAGAGCCUCAGCAAGAUGUUUGGCAAUGGACGAGCAAAGAGUGGACUGAUCGUCCUGCCCUGCGGCGCCGGAAAGACGCUGGUGGGGAUCACGGCGGCGUGCACCAUCAAGAAGGGCGUCAUCGUCCUGUGCACCAGCUCCAUGUCGGUCGUCCAGUGGAGAAACGAAUUCCUCAAGUGGUCCAACAUCAACCCGGAUGACAUUGUGGCCUUUACGUCGGAGUCCAAGGGAAACAUCUUCACCGGAAGCACAGGUAUUGUCGUGACGACGUACUCAAUGGUUACACAGUCCAGGGCACGCUCCUACGACGCCGAGAAGAUGAUGAAGUUCCUGACGGGGCGUGAGUGGGGUCUGAUGCUGCUCGACGAGGUGCACGUGGUACCGGCCAACAUCUUCCGCAAGGUGACGUCGUCGAUCAAGACGCACUCGAAGCUGGGUCUGACGGCGACACUUCUGCGAGAGGACGACAAGAUCUCGGAUCUCAACUUCCUUAUCGGACCCAAGCUCUUCGAGGCCAAUUGGAUGGAGCUGUCCAAGCAGGGGCACAUUGCACGAGUUCAGUGCGCAGAGGUGUGGUGUCCGAUGCCGACCGAGUUCUACGAAGAGUACCUGCGGGCGCCGACGCGCAAGAAGAAUCUGCUGUACAUCAUGAACCCGCGCAAAUUCCAGGCGUGCCAGUACUUGAUCAACUAUCACGAGAAGCGCGGGGACAAGAUCAUCGUCUUCUCAGACAACGUAUACGCUCUCAAGGCGUACGCGCUCAAGCUGGAGAAGGCUUUCAUCUACGGGAGUACGAGCCAGACGGAACGCCUGGAGGUGCUGGAGAACUUCCAGCACAACCCCAACGUCAACACCCUGUUCCUGUCCAAGAUUGGCGACACGUCUCUGGAUCUCCCGGAAGCCACGUGCCUGAUCCAGAUCUCGUCGCAUUACGGAUCUCGUCGGCAGGAAGCUCAACGGCUGGGACGCAUCCUGCGUGCCAAGAGACGCAACGACGAAGGCUUCAAUGCCUUCUUCUACUCGCUCGUAUCCAAGGACACGCAGGAGAUGUACUUUUCGUCGAAGCGUCAGGCCUUCCUCGUGGACCAAGGCUACGCCUUCAAGGUAAUUACGCAGCUGGCCAACAUCGAGAAGACGCCCGGGCUGGCGUUCGCGUCGGCCAUGGAGCGGCGUGAGCUGCUGGCUAAGGUGCUGGUGGAGAACGACUCGAUCGAGGACGAGGACAUCACCGACGACCUCUUCCACUCGGGAAGCAUGGGACGCAAGCAGAAGAAGGGCAAGGGCGCCCGCCGCACGGCAGGGACGCUCGGCGAGCUGAGCGGUGGCCAGGACAUGGCGUACAUCGAGCAGAACAAGAGGAUGAACCAGACGCUCAAGAAGGGCAAGGCUGCCAAGAAGGAGAGCCAUUCAUUCUUUAAGAAGAUUGGGCGGGAAAACGCCCGCAGAGCUGCCCAAUAG